Molecule: messenger RNA, 5833 nt
Organism: Caenorhabditis sp. 36 PRJEB53466
Lineage: Eukaryota; Metazoa; Nematoda; Chromadorea; Rhabditida; Rhabditidae
Source: the annotation of a GenBank genome assembly
AUGGCGUCCCCGACUUCACUGCGGUUCGCCGUGGUUUUCGCAGUCAUCCUUCUCGUCGACUCUCUGUACCUUCCGAUUGAGCACCAGUUGGCCGAGAGGAACAACGGAAAACACAUUCACAGAAUUGCUAAGAAGAAAUCUGGUGAGUCUUAUGACAGCUUUUGAAGUACGCGGAACGGAAUGUGUACAAUUCAGGCGGUAAUGGUGGAAACGGAGGUAAUGGCGGUGACGCCUCUGGAUCUGGCAACGGAGGAAACGGAGGAUCCGGGGGAAACGGAGGAAAUGCAUCUGGAUCUGGAGAUGGAGGAAACGGCGGAAACGGAGGAAACGGAGGCGACAGCUCCGGCUCUGGAAAUGCUGGAAACGGAGGAAACGGAGGAAAUGGUGGAAGCAGCAGCGGUGCAUCGACGGCCGCUCCAGUGACAUCAACAUCUGCCUCAGGAGCAGGAAAAGGAGGAUAUGGAUACAGCGGAGGAAGCAGUUCAGGAUACAGCAGCGGAGGAAACGGCGGAAGCGGAGGCAACGGAGGCAAUGGCGGUGAUAGCUCUGGAAGCGGCAACGGCGGUAACGCUGGAAAUGGUGGCAACGGAGGCAACAGCAGCGGAUCAGGAGAUGGUGGAAACGGAGGUAAUGGAGGCAACGGAGGCAACAGCAGCUGGAUCUGGCAGAUGGCGGAAACGGCGGAUCGGGGACGGUAACGGAGGCAACAGCUCUGGAUCUGGCGAUGGCGGAAACGGAGGUAAUGGAGGCAACGGCGGUAGCAGCAGCGGAUCAGGAGAUGGUGGAAAUGGUGGUAAUGGAGGCAACGGAGGCAACAGCACUGGAUCAGGAGAUGGUGGAAACGGAGGUAAUGGAGGCAACGGCGGUAGCAGCAGCGGAUCAGGAGAUGGUGGAAACGGAGGAAAUGGAGGCAACGGAGGCAACAGCACUGGAUCUGGCAGUGGCGGAAACGGCGGAUCGGGCGGUAACGGAGGCAACAGCUCUGGAUCUGGCGAUGGCGGAAACGGAGGUAAUGGAGGCAACGGCGGUAGCAGCAGCGGAUCAGGAGAUGGUGGAAACGGAGGUAAUGGAGGCAACGGAGGCAACAGCAGCUGGAUCAGGAGAUGGUGGAAACGGAGGUAAUGGAGGCAACGGCGGUAGCAGCAGCGGAUCAGGAGAUGGUGGAAACGGAGGUAAUGGAGGCAACGGAGGCAACAGCAGCGGAUCAGGAGAUGGUGGAAACGGAGGUAAUGGAGGCAACGGAGGCAACAGCAGCUGGAUCAGGAGAUGGUGGAAACGGAGGUAAUGGAGGCAACGGAGGCAACAGCACUGGAUCUGGCAGUGGCGGAAACGGCGGAUCGGGCGGUAACGGAGGCAACAGCUCUGGAUCUGGCGAUGGCGGAAACGGAGGUAAUGGAGGCAACGGCGGUAGCAGCAGCGGAUCAGGAGAUGGUGGAAACGGAGGUAAAUGGAGGCAACGGAGGCAACAGCAUCUGGAUCAGGAGAUGGUGGAAACGGAGGUAAUGGAGGCAACGGAGGCAACAGCACUGGAUCUGGCAGUGGCGGAAACGGCGGAUCGGGCGGUAACGGAGGCAACAGCUCUGGAUCUGGCGAUGGUGGAAACGGAGGUAAUGGAGGCAACGGCGGUAGCAGCAGCGGAUCAGGAGAUGGUGGAAACGGAGGUAAUGGAGGCAACGGCGGUAGCAGCAGCGGAUCAGGAGAUGGUGGAAACGGAGGUAAUGGAGGCAACGGAGGCAACAGCUCUGGAUCAGGAGAUGGUGGAAACGGAGGUAAUGGAGGCAACGGAGGCAACAGCACUGGAUCUGGCAGUGGCGGAAACGGCGGAUCGGGCGGUAACGGAGGCAACAGCUCUGGAUCUGGCGAUGGUGGAAACGGAGGUAAUGGAGGCAACGGCGGUAGCAGCAGCGGAUCAGGAGAUGGUGGAAACGGAGGAAAUGGAGGCAACGGAGGCAACAGCUCUGGAUCAGGAGAUGGUGGAAACGGAGGUAAUGGAGGCAACGGAGGCAACAGCUCUGGAUCAGGAGAUGGUGGAAACGGAGGUAAUGGAGGCAACGGAGGCAACAGCACUGGAUCUGGCAGUGGCGGAAACGGCGGAUCGGGCGGUAACGGAGGCAACAGCUCUGGAUCUGGCGAUGGUGGAAACGGAGGUAAUGGAGGCAACGGCGGUAGCAGCAGCGGAUCAGGAGAUGGUGGAAACGGAGGAAAUGGAGGCAACGGAGGCAACAGCUCUGGAUCAGGAGAUGGUGGAAACGGAGGUAAUGGAGGCAACGGAGGCAACAGCACUGGAUCUGGCAGUGGCGGAAACGGCGGAUCGGGCGGUAACGGAGGCAACAGCUCUGGAUCUGGCGAUGGCGGAAACGGAGGUAAUGGAGGCAACGGCGGUAGCAGCAGCGGAUCAGGAGAUGGUGGAAACGGAGGUAAUGGAGGCAACGGAGGCAACAGCAGCUGGAUCAGGAGAUGGUGGAAACGGAGGUAAUGGAGGCAACGGAGGCAACAGCACUGGAUCUGGCAGUGGCGGAAACGGCGGAUCGGGCGGUAACGGAGGCAACAGCUCUGGAUCUGGCGAUGGCGGAAACGGAGGUAAUGGAGGCAACGGAGGCAACAGCAGCGGAUCAGGAGAUGGUGGAAACGGAGGUAAUGGAGGCAACGGAGGCAACAGCAGCGGAUCAGGAGAUGGUGGAAACGGAGGUAAUGGAGGCAACGGCGGUAGCAGCAGCGGAUCAGGAGAUGGUGGAAAUGGUGGUAAUGGAGGCAACGGAGGCAACAGCACUGGAUCUGGCAGUGGCGGAAACGGCGGAUCGGGCGGUAACGGAGGCAACAGCUCUGGAUCUGGCGAUGGCGGAAACGGAGGUAAUGGAGGCAACGGCGGUAGCAGCAGCGGAUCAGGAGAUGGUGGAAACGGAGGUAAUGGAGGCAACGGAGGCAACAGCAGCGGAUCAGGAGAUGGUGGAAAUGGUGGUAAUGGAGGCAACGGAGGCAACAGCACUGGAUCUGGCAGUGGCGGAAACGGCGGAUCGGGCGGUAACGGAGGCAACAGCUCUGGAUCUGGCGAUGGUGGAAACGGAGGUAAUGGAGGCAACGGAGGCAACAGCUCUGGAUCUGGCGAUGGUGGAAACGGAGGUAAUGGAGGCAACGGAGGCAACAGCAGCGGAUCAGGAGAUGGUGGAAACGGAGGUAAUGGAGGCAACGGCGGUAGCAGCAGCGGAUCAGGAGAUGGUGGAAAUGGUGGUAAUGGAGGCAACGGAGGCAACAGCACUGGAUCUGGCAGUGGCGGAAACGGCGGAUCGGGCGGUAACGGAGGCAACAGCUCUGGAUCUGGCGAUGGCGGAAACGGAGGUAAUGGAGGCAACGGCGGUAGCAGCAGCGGAUCAGGAGAUGGUGGAAAUGGUGGUAAUGGAGGCAACGGAGGCAACAGCAGCGGAUCAGGAGAUGGUGGAAACGGAGGUAAUGGAGGCAACGGAGGCAACAGCAGCGGAUCAGGAGAUGGUGGAAACGGAGGUAAUGGAGGCAACGGCGGUAGCAGCAGCGGAUCAGGAGAUGGUGGAAAUGGUGGUAAUGGAGGCAACGGAGGCAACAGCAGCGGAUCAGGAGAUGGUGGAAACGGAGGUAAUGGAGGCAACGGAGGCAACAGCAGCGGAUCAGGAGAUGGUGGAAACGGAGGUAAUGGAGGCAACGGCGGUAGCAGCAGCGGAUCAGGAGAUGGUGGAAAUGGUGGUAAUGGAGGCAACGGAGGCAACAGCACUGGAUCUGGCAGUGGCGGAAACGGCGGAUCGGGCGGUAACGGAGGCAACAGCUCUGGAUCUGGCGAUGGCGGAAACGGAGGUAAUGGAGGCAACGGCGGUAGCAGCAGCGGAUCAGGAGAUGGUGGAAACGGAGGUAAUGGAGGCAACGGAGGCAACAGCUCUGGAUCUGGCGAUGGUGGAAACGGAGGUAAUGGAGGCAACGGAGGCAACAGCAGCGGAUCAGGAGAUGGUGGAAACGGAGGUAAUGGAGGCAACGGCGGUAGCAGCAGCGGAUCAGGAGAUGGUGGAAAUGGUGGUAAUGGAGGCAACGGAGGCAACAGCACUGGAUCUGGCAGUGGCGGAAACGGCGGAUCGGGCGGUAACGGAGGCAACAGCUCUGGAUCUGGCGAUGGCGGAAACGGAGGUAAUGGAGGCAACGGCGGUAGCAGCAGCGGAUCAGGAGAUGGUGGAAACGGAGGUAAUGGAGGCAACGGAGGCAACAGCUCUGGAUCUGGCGAUGGUGGAAACGGAGGUAAUGGAGGCAACGGAGGCAACAGCAGCGGAUCAGGAGAUGGUGGAAACGGAGGUAAUGGAGGCAACGGAGGCAACAGCAGUGGUGGUGGAUCUACAUCAGCUCCAGGAGCUUCGACUGCGGUCCCAGGAGCUUCCUCUUCUGCUCCAGGAGCAUCUUCUGUUGCUCCAGGAGCAUCUUCUGCUGCUCCAGGAGCUUCGACUGCGGCCCCAGGAGCUUCUUCUUCUGCUGCUCCAGGAGCAUCUUCUGCUGCUCCAGGAGCAUCUUCUGCUGCUCCAGGAGCUUCGACUGCGGCCCCAGGAGCUUCUUCUUCUGCUGCUCCAGGAGCAUCUUCUGCUGCUCCAGGAGCUUCGACUGCGGCCCCAGGAGCUUCUUCUUCUGCUGCUCCAGGAGCAUCUUCUGCUGCUCCAGGAGCUUCGACUGCUGCCCCAGGAGCUUCCUCUUCUGCUCCAGGAGCUUCAACUGCAGUCCCAGGAGCAUCUUCUUCUACUGCUCCAGGAGCAUCUUCUUCUUCGGCUCCAGGAGCAUCUUCUGCUGCUCCAGGAGCUUCGACUGCGGCCCCAGGAGCUUCUUCUUCUUCUGCUCCAGGAGCAUCUUCUGCUGCUCCAGGAGCUUCGACUGCAGCCCCAGGAGCUUCUUCUUCUUCUGCUCCAGGAGCAUCUUCUGCUGCUCCAGGAGCUUCGACUGCGGCCCCAGGAGCUUCUUCUUCUUCUUCUCCAGGAGCAUCUUCUGCUGCUCCAGGAGCUUCGACUGCGGCCCCAGGAGCUUCUUCUUCUUCUGCUCCAGGAGCAUCUUCUGCUGCUCCAGGAGCUUCGACUGCGGCCCCAGGAGCUUCUUCUUCUUCUGCUCCAGGAGCAUCUUCUGCUGCUCCAGGAGCUUCGACUGCGGCCCCAGGAGCUUCUUCUUCUUCUGCUCCAGGAGCAUCUUCUGCUGCUCCAGGAGCUUCGACUGCAGCCCCAGGAGCUUCUUCUUCUUCUGCUCCAGGAGCAUCUUCUGCUGCUCCAGGAGCUUCGACUGCGGCCCCAGGAGCUUCUUCUUCUUCUGCUCCAGGAGCAUCUUCUGCUGCUCCAGGAGCUUCAACUGCUGCCCCAGGAGCUUCCUCUUCAGCUCCGGCAGCCUCUACCGCAGGACCGUCCACGUCUCGUCCUUCUACGGCAGCAGGUGCGACAACCUCGACUCCUCAUCCUUCUACAGCCGCUCCUUCCACGAAAGGGGCAGUUGUUUCAACUGCGCGUCCUUCGACUGCUAAGCCAAGACCUUCCACCUCUAAGCCACGUCCAUCCACUAAGAAACCACAUAACCCAGGUAACCGUUCUUCUCUCUCUGACACCUCUGCUCAUUCCAGUCAUUUCCAGAUUCCUGCGAGGACGACCACACCAAGAAGCCGACGAAGCCGCACAAUCCUGAUUCUUGCGAGGAGCCAGGACACGGACAUCAAUACAGCGGAGGAAAGGGACCGUAUGGCGGAGGAAAGGGACCGUAUGGCGGAGGAAAGGGGCCGUAUGGCGGAGGAAAGGGACCGUACGGCGGAGGACAACAAGUGAUCAUCAUCGGUGCCGCGAAACCAACGAAAGCUUAG